GAUUGUUUUGGUUUUGUUUCUCUCGUAACCGUUCCCUUUUCCAUUUUCAUUUCUGUAUUUGCUGAAACUCUCUCAAAUUCUCUGAAGCAAGGACGCUCCAGCUUGAAGAAUCAGUACAUCGAGUCAACCUUCACAUCAGUUUCAGGUAAAAAUGGUUUCAUUGAGAGAAUUCGCAGAGCAACGAGGUAACCAGGGCAGAGAGGAAGAAGAGGGGGGGGUUUUGUCAGUGGAGCCUAUCACGAUGAUAGUGCCGCCGGAGUUGCAGGAUAUGCCGGAAACAAUGGCGUCAGAGAGCAGCACCAGUUCCAGCGCCAGUGACAACGGUGGCGACCACCCUAGUACAUCAUCGAGCAGCUCGUCCGAGGGGACACCAGGCCGCGAGGAGGAGGCAGGGGAUGUAGUGAGCCAUGUCUCAGAUCGGCCUGUGAUGGGAGAAUGGGAGAGCAGAACCGUACCGGGCAGGUUGAGCAACAUGCGAAAAGCACCGAAGGACCUGCCCGCUGGAUUCAGGUUCAAGGCUGCACUUCAUCACGAAGUAGCAGAUUGUACGCCCUCUGUAAAACGAAAGGGCGUGCACAGUGUCGCCGACGGGCUGGAUACCAGUGUACGUGGACCACUUCGACGCCGGCCUGCGGUUUCCCCUGCCCGGCCUGGUAUUCAAUUUGCUCGCGGAGUACGAGUUGGCGCUGACGCAGCUAACGCCCAACAGCAUAAGGUUCAUCAUGGGCUUUAUGCUGUUGUGUGCAAGAUUGGAGGUGCCAGCUAAAGC
Molecule: messenger RNA, 769 nt
Organism: Rubroshorea leprosula
Lineage: Eukaryota; Viridiplantae; Streptophyta; Magnoliopsida; Malvales; Dipterocarpaceae
Source: the annotation of a GenBank genome assembly